AUGGCUGAAUCUGCUCUAUCUAUUGAUGACCUCCAUACAAAUAUCGACGAUGAGCAACUUGAAAUAUUCUGCCUUAUCUGGCUCGAUGACAAUAUCAACGCCAAAGAUGACCGAGAUACAGAACAAAAAUUACGUGCUAUUAUUAAUCGUCUGAAGAAGUUUCAAGAUGUAAAACAAUGUCAAAAAUAUAUUGAAGAACGAUCACAAAAUGAACGACUAGUCAUGAUUGUUAGUGGUCGAUUCGGACGAGAAAUAGUUCCUUCUAUUCACAAGCUUCGACAAGUUAUAUCGAUCUAUGUGUACUGCAUGGAUAAGGAAGACAACAAAAAAUGGACUGACAAAUUUGCAAAAGUAAAAGCUGUUGUUGUUGAACUUGAUGAACUUAUCGCUCGAAUUAAAGCUGAUCAUAAAAUUCAGAAAAUGGUGGAAGAACCAUUAUCAAUUAAUAUUUUUACUACAAGUACUGGUGUCGGUAAAUCAACAAUGGGUAUAAAUGGUCAAUUUGUUUUUUCUCAAGUUCUCAUUGAUUGUCUUCUACGACUAAAAUCCAAUCAAACAGAUACAAAAGAACUUAUUGAUCGUUGUAAACAGCAAUAUGAAGAUAAUAGUGUUGAGUUGAGCAAUCUUCGUGAAUUUCAAAAGGAUUAUUCGCCUGAUAAAGUCUUAUGGUGGUAUACACGAGAAUCGUUCUUUUACAAAACUCUUAAUGCAGUUCUACGUACCGAAAAUAUUCAUAUGAUUUUUUUAUUUCGUGGAUUUAUCUCUGAUAUUCAACGUCAAUUGAAAUAUCAUCAAGCUAAGAAUCCUCUACGAGUUUAUCGAGGACAAAGGAUAUCAAGCGAUGAAUUGGAAACUUUAAAACAAUGCCGUGGUCAGUUUAUUUCAGUAAAGUCUUUUUUUUCCACCAGCACUGAUGAAAAAAAUGCCCUUUCAUUUCUCAAUGCUUCUGAUAAUACAAACAAUUUAGAAUCAGUAUUAUUUGAAAUCGUUGCUGAUCCUAAGGUGACAACUACAAAACCAUUUGCUGAUAUCAGUGCAGACAGUGAAUUUCCUGGCGAAUCAGAAAUACUCUUUAUGCUUGGAUCUAUUUUUCGUUUGGACAACAUCGAUUACAGCAAUGAUAAUCAAGUAUGGAUCAUCCGAAUGACUUUGUGUAGUGAGAAAGAGCAUGAUUUAAAAAAUGUUCUCAUGUCUAUGAAACAACAACUUGGAACUGGAGAAACAAAUCUUCGAACAUUAGGAAAAGUAUUAUGGGAAAUGGGAAAAUUUGAUUUAGCUGAACAAUGUUUUACUCGUUUAUUAAAAGAACUUCCACCGAAUGAUCCUUUACUUGGUGAUUUGUACGAAGAUCUUGGCAAAAUCGCAUCACAUGCUGGUGACUAUGACAAAAGCGUUCAAUGGCAUCAAAAAUCACUCGCCCUCAAAAAUCCAAAUGUAUUAACUGGCAUAUUGAAUGAUGAUGAACGUAGCUAUUCUAGGGUAAUUCUCAAUAUUCCAGCCGGUGCCCGAUGGAAACCGAAUGGUACGACUGUUGCUGGAGGCCAUGGAUAUGGCAAUGCCACCGAUCAACUCGACCGUCCUUUUGGUCUCUUCAUUGAUGAUGAUCAAACGAUGGUCAUCGCUGACUACAGAAAUCAUCGUAUCAUCCAAUGGAAGAUGGGUGAUACGAAUAGACAAGUAGUAGCGGGUGACAAUGGCAACGGAAAUCAAUUAAAUCAAUUGUCGGGUCCAACUGAUGUGCUGAUUGACAAAGAGACGAAUAGUCUCAUUAUUUGUGAUCGAUGGAAUAGACGAGUCGUACGAUGGCCUCGUCGUAGUGGCACAACUCAAGGAGAAAUUCUCAUCGACAACAUCAAGUGUUGGGGAUUGGCCAUGGAUGAUCAGAGAUAUCUCUAUAUCUCUAACGUCGAAAAACAUCAAGUAAGACGAUAUCAAAUAGGAGAUAACAAUGGAACUCUUGUGGCUGGUGGUAAUGGCAAAGGUUCUGGUCUCAAUCAACUCAACUAUCCGACCCACAUCUUUGUCGAUCAACAACAGACUGUCUACGUGUCAGACAACAACAAUCAUCGUGUAAUGAAAUGGAAUAAAGGUGCAACAGAAGGAAUUGUCGUCGCUGGCGGUCAAGGCCAAGGGAAUGCUCUGACACAAAUGUCGCAUCCUAACGGACUGUUCAGCGAUACACUGGGUACCAUCUACGUGGCAGACUCGGGGAAUGAUCGAGUGAUGCGUUGGUCUAAAGGAGCGAAACAGAACACUGUCAUUGUGGGUGGAAAUGGUCGAGAAGCAAACCAGUUCAAUUAUCCCCGAGAUCCUGGAUCAAGCAGUACAGAUGGUCGUCAUACUGAACAGCAAUUGCGUUCAAUUAUAAAUCAUUUGGCAAAAUUUCAAGAUGUUCAUGAAUGUGAGGAAUAUAUUAAAGCACAGUCUUCGAAUGAACGAAUUGUUAUGGUUGUCAGUGGUCAAUUAUGGCGCAAAAUCGUUCCUAAUAUUCAUCUUCUUCGACAAAUUAUAUCAAUAUAUGCCUAUUGUAUGGAUGUAAUGAAAGGCGUUGUUGUUGAACUUAACGAACUUAUACAAUGGAUUCAAGCUGAUCAUAAAAUUCAAAAGAAGAUGGAAGAACCUCUAUCGAUAAAUAUAUUUACAACAAAUACAUUAGCAGAAGACGCAUCAACAACAGGCAUAAAUAAUAAUUUUCUCUUUUCACAAGUCUUUAUGGAUUGCAUUACUCGACUAAAAUAUACUGAAGCUGAUCAAAAAGAAUUGAUAGAAUUUUGUAAACAGAAAUAUAAAGGUAAUAAUUUUGAACUGAGUAAUAUUGGUGAAUUUCAAGAGCAUUAUUCAUCUGAAAAUGCUUUACGAUCGUAUACGCGAGAAUCAUUUUUUUACAAGACACUUAAUGCUGCUCUUCGUCAGUCAGAUAUUCAUGCAAUAUUUCUUUUUCGUAAAUAUAUUGCUGAUAUUCAACAACAAUUGAAAAAUCGUCAAGUUCGCAAUUCUAUUCGAGUUUAUCGUUGUCAAAUAAUAUCAAAUAAUGAAUUAGAAACAUUAAGAAAGUCAUGUGGUCAAUUCAUUUCGAUGAAUUCAUUUUUUUCUACUAGUAUCUAUAAAGACAAUGCUCUUAAAUUUCUUAAGACACCUGAUGAUACAGAAAACUUAGCUAGUGUAUUAUUCGAAAUUGACGCUAAUCCUCAAAUGGCUAUAACGAAACCAUUUGCCGCUCUUGCAGAAUUGAGCAAAUAUGAAGAUGAAGCUGAAGUACUCUUCAUGAUCGGUUCGAUUUUUCGAUUAGACAAAGUUAAGCGUAACGAUAUUAACCAAGUUUGGAUCGUUCAAAUGAGACUGUGUAAUGAUGAAUAA
This is a messenger RNA of Rotaria sp. Silwood1, 3357 nucleotides long. The record is from the annotation of a GenBank genome assembly. NCBI's taxonomy places the organism in Eukaryota, Metazoa, Rotifera, Eurotatoria, Philodinida, Philodinidae.